Messenger RNA from Solanum lycopersicum (tomato), 2019 nucleotides. NCBI's taxonomy places the organism in Eukaryota, Viridiplantae, Streptophyta, Magnoliopsida, Solanales, Solanaceae. The record is from RefSeq and is a predicted model, not a curated record.
CAAUCCUUAACUGGAAAAUCCAAACCCUCUUCUCAAAGCUAACAUAUAUAUAAAAACAAAUGAUUUAUCACAGAGCAUAUAUAAGAAGCGAUGACUCUAAAUAGAAAAUUUGUGUGUGUUUUGUUAUUCUUUUGAACAGAUUUGCUUUUGAAAUUAUGGUUAAAAUUGGGUAAAAUUAUAUGGAUCAUCCAAAUUCCAACAGUUUGCUCAAAUGCAGAUAAGAAGAAGAGAUGAUUUUUGCCCUUUUUGGCGAUGUUAAUGAAGCGGCUGUUAAUUAUCAUAGCUGAUACAUGAAAAGAAGUAGUUGCUCUCACACUGCAACAAAAAAUCAAAAGGCUUAGUGAAGAGCGAUGGAACCAUUGUCGCUGGAAUAUGACUCUUCCAGUGAUGUUGAUGAGCUGGAAUAUGACUUGUCCAGAUACGAUCUUAUCGCGUCCAAUGGUGACUACAGGCGUAUUUCUGGCAUGAAUUUGAAUGAGUUGUUGGGUGUAUUUUGGAUGGAGACAGUAAAGCUAUGGGAGAUUGGAGGACCAAUUGCUUUGAAUAUCAUGUGUCAAUAUGGACUUUAUGCUAUCACUGUUGUUUUCUGUGGUCAUCUUGGACCAACACAACUCGCUGCUGUUACCCUUGCUCAAACUGUCAUUGCUACUUUCUGUUACGGCUUCAUGAUGGGCAUGGGGAGUGCUUUGGAGACGCUCUGUGGGCAGGCAUUUGGUGCUGGGAAAAUACACAUGCUUGGGAUUUACACACAACGCUCAAUGAUUAUUCUAUUGAUGAGUGCUUUCCUUCUCUUGCCAAUCUAUAUUUUCGCGACUCCUAUACUUAAGUUCCUAGGCCAACAUCAUGAUAUUGCUGUGGUUGCUGGAAAGUUCACCCUAUUAAUCAUACCUGAAUUAUAUUCCCUGUCUAUCACUAUUCCCACUUCUAAAUUUCUUCAAGCCCAGAGUAAAGUUGGCGUGCUGGCUUGGAUUGGUUUUGUGGCUCUAUCACUCCAUGCUCUUCUCCUUUGGCUCUUCAUUCAUGUGUUCAAUUGGGGUUUAACCGGGGCAGCUAUGUCCCUUAAUCUUGUAUGUUGGAUCAACGCCCUAGCUCAAUUUGCUUACGUCGUUGUUUGGUGCAAGGAUGGGUGGAAGGGAUGGUCUUCGUCUGCAUUCAAUGACAUGUGGCCGUUUGUUAAACUGUCAAUUGAGUCGGCUCUUAUGCUGUCCCUAGAAAUUUGGUUUCCCAUGAGUAUGGUUCUCAUCGCUGGAUAUCUCAAAGAUCCUGUUACUGCUGUUGGAUCCCUCUCUAUUUGUUCAACUCUUAGUGAAUGGCAAGAAAUGUUUUUUGUCGGAAUCAACGCUGCCAUAAGUGUUCGGGUCUCAAAUGAGCUUGGGCUAGGACAUGCCAGGGCGACCAAGUAUAGUGUCUAUGUCACACUAACUCAGUCAGUUUUCAUUGGGAUUCUCUGCAUGAUUGUAGUAUUGGCAGUAAGAAAUCAUCUUGCCAUUCUUUUCACGGACGACAAGGUUUUGAUCAAAUCUGUUUCUGAGCUUGCUCAGUUUCUUGGAUUAGCAAUGCUACUCAGCAGUGUCCAUCCUGUGAUAUCAGGUGUUGCUAUUGGAUGUGGGUUGCAAGGUGUAGUGGCUUAUAUAAAUUUGGGUUCUUUCUACGCUUUUGCUAUUCCUCUCGGAUAUGUUCUUGGUUAUGUGGCUAACUUGGGAGUCAUGGGACUAUGGGGAGGAAUGAUAGCUGGACUUGCUUUGCAAACAUUGCUACUCUCAAUUGUACUCUAUAGAAUUGAUUGGAAUAAAGAGAAAAUGGAAUGGAAAUGCAGGUUGAGCAGACGACAGAACGGAUGCGGAUAUGGGGAGAUCAAGAAUUAGAAACGGAGAAAUUUAAACGCUAAAUUUCUAUAGAACUAAGAUGUAUGCAUAACCCAAAUCCACAAUUUUGUUACUUGUAUGUCAAUAUAUAUGGGUACACACUUGACAUUAUUAGGGAACGAUUUAUAGCAGAUGACUUCUCCUUUUCUUCAAA